Eruca vesicaria subsp. sativa (arugula) is the source of this 522-nucleotide messenger RNA. Lineage: Eukaryota; Viridiplantae; Streptophyta; Magnoliopsida; Brassicales; Brassicaceae. The record is from the annotation of a GenBank genome assembly.
AUGAGCAGAGAAAUUGUGAAAACUCAUCUCUUUAAUCUCAGGCUUUACAAGGUUGAUGUGCCUGAGUCCAACGUAACUAAACAGAUCUUCGACUACAUUGUCUCUAAUUUCUCUUUCAAGGAUCUUGAGAUCGUACCCCCCGCAUGUCCCGUCCUCGUCUUUCACUUUCAUUGUGCGUAUGCUGGUCAUAGUGUCCCUGUAGUUGGCAUUGUACCAUUAGCACGUUGUGUUUUGGGCAUGUUGGGAACGAAAGAGUCAGUUCUUAGUGUUGAAGAUGCAAUAACCAGAAUUGUACCAAUUGCUCCACCAACGACGGAGAUUAUAGAUUGUUAUCAAAGUUCGGACCUGUGCAGUCUCUGUGAGAAAGGAUAUCCGAAAAAAGAUGAGAUUGUUCAUAAGACAAGAUGCAAUAACAUAUUUCAUGCUACAUGUAUCUCUCGUUACUUGUUGAGCACCCCUCAGUGUCCUGUUUGCUCUACUCACUUGCCACCUGUUAACAUCCGAACUCUCCUCUUUGUCUAA